AUGCGGUUCUCGGUAUUAAUUCUGUGUGUAUCUCCUCUGAUAGCUGCUAAUAAAACUUUGUUGUACUUGGAGAAAUACGGCUAUCUCAACAGCAACGAAACAUCGCUGACUAACAAUAUUAAGGACGCCAUUACGAGGUUUCAGGAGACGUUCGGACUACAGGUGACCGGAUAUGAAAACGAGGAGACGCUGAAGCUGAUGGACACACCCAGAUGCGGUAACUCGGACGAAGGCAUAGCCCCGUUUUCCGUGAACCCAUUAGUUAAAUGGAACUCAACUCGGGUCACGUGGAACAUGAUUGGCUCUGGCAUCCAGUAUGCCAACAUCGUUGAGAGAGCGUUUUCCUUGUACUCCAAGCACUCUGCUCUCGAAUUCCGUAGAAGUUACAGUAAUCCCACUAUAAUGGUAGUGAUUUCCCCUAAGAAACACGUGGCGUACUACCUUAAAAGCACUUGCAGUUACGAUUUUGACGGUCCAGGCGGUGUUCUCGGCCACGCCUUUCUCCCUCGACCGUGGCUGAACCAAUCGGAUAUACACCUUGAUUUCGAAGAGGACUGGGACUUUACAAUGAAUAUACCCGCACCGGAGAAGACUUCGUUCUUUACAGUGAUGGUCCACGAAAUAGGCCAUGCUCUCGGUCUUCAGCAUUCGUCUGUGUUACGAUCCGUAAUGUUUCCGUCCUAUUACCAGCCAUCGGGUAUCAACAACUUGUACGAAUUUGAUUUGGACAGAGACGAUCAGCUUGCAAUUCAGUUUCUGCGGGCCAGGCACCAGGUUGUCUGA
Molecule: messenger RNA, 783 nt
Organism: Homalodisca vitripennis (glassy-winged sharpshooter)
Lineage: Eukaryota; Metazoa; Arthropoda; Insecta; Hemiptera; Cicadellidae
Product: matrilysin-like
Exons: 2
Coding region: 1-783 (260 amino acids)
Biological process (GO): proteolysis; extracellular matrix organization; collagen catabolic process
Cellular component (GO): extracellular matrix
Molecular function (GO): zinc ion binding; metalloendopeptidase activity
Source: RefSeq, a predicted model, not a curated record